AUGGCUGAAAGGCUGGGGUGCUCUAUGUUCCUGACCGUCGACCUUGCUGACGCUGCGGAAUCAGCCACUGCGCCACAGGAGGGGAAUCUCAUCAAGGAACGUUGCUUCGGAUGCAACGGUGACAUGAGCUGUUUCGUGCAGGAAUUACACUUUCUUAUGUGUCUUGCUGAGACCAGGACAUUUAAGGCUUUCAACUACGAACUGAUUCAUUUUCUACCUCAAACGUGGUACUGUAAUUUCAAAGAACACCUAUACAAUUAUAUAAUUCUUCGAUACAAAGAAACUGUGAAUGGGAAGUCAAACCUCCCUCACGAACUUGACGAAGUUUAUAAACUGGCUAAUUUACCAGGCGCUGUACGUGAAGAAAUAUACAAAGAAGUCAGCCAAGAAGCAGUUGGGACUGAGGUGGGACCAUUGCAAACUGCACCAAGAGGUGGUGCCAGCAAUGGUCCCAGUAUGCAACUGCAUUCAAACGUUUAUAGAUCGGCAUAUGCGGUUAACGAGGAGCCACCGACCGAGUCGGAGGUCCUGGUCUGUAUUCAAAAGAUGAAGGAUGGAAAAUCUGAUGGAGACGACGGGAUUAGCGCAGAAAUGCUAAAAUAUCUUCCUCCAUCUGGGAUUCAUGAGAUGACAAAGAUCAUCCGUUCGAUCUGGAUAGACGAAAGGAUACCUGACUCCUGGAAACACGCUGUCAUAAUUCCCUUCCACAAAAAGUUAUUUGCCACUGACCCUAGGAAUUACCGAGGAAUCUCUUUGACGCGUGUUAUGUACAAAGUAUUGGAGAUCAUUAUCUUGGACCGACUCAUAAAACAUCGGGAAGAAACAACGCGCGACGAGCAAGCUGGUUUCCGUCCUGGUCGACCUACGAUUGACCAGGUGUUCAUCGUCAGAAGAGUGAUCGACAUUUGGCAGCGGUAUUCGAAGCCAAUGCAAGUUGCGUUUCUGAACUUUGAAGCCGCGUUCGACUCUUCUCACCGAGGCCGUCUUCUCAACGCGCUCCGCGCCAAUGGAGUACCAGGAAAUAAGACAAGGGGCAGUGGCAGGACCUUCCUGUUCAAUUUCGCCAUCGACGACAUCAGGCGAAAAACAGUCGACCAGUGUUCUGCCGAUAUUGUCUUAGCUCCAUCAGGGUGCCCCUUGACUGAUCUCGAGCACGCCGACGAUGUUGUUAUAUUCGCGGGAUGCAGUACGAAACUUCAACAUGUUGUCAACCUUGUAUCGAAGCUGGCUGCGACCUAUGGACUACGUCUACGCCCUGAUAAAUGCAAGCAGAUGUGGAUCUCUUCGAGACCUCGAACGGGAAUCAGAGUGGACGGGCAACCGAUAGAACUCGUCAAUGAGUUCUGUUACCUGGGCUGUACGCUAAAGAAUAGCGGCAGCUGCGAGAGAAAUGUUCAGCAAAGAUGCACAAGGGCCACUUCUGCAUUUAACUCCUUAACGAAAUGCCUGUGGUCGAACUCUAUCACCAAUGAAGUCAAGGUGCGAGUCUACCUAUCCGCAAUUCGCCCCAUCAUAAUGUACGGAUCAGAGACUUGGGUAGCACCGUCAACGUUUAUGGAGAGGCUUGAUUGCACAGAACGAAAGCUGUUUGGACGGCUACUGGGCUACAUUUGGCCUAGGGUAUGCCACAAUGAAGAUCUUUACGCAGAAAUUGAUGUGGUAUGCCGGCGGAUGACACGUGGAAGAUGCCAACAUCUUGCAUCUAUAUUAAGGAGACCAGCAGAUCGACCUGCUCAACGAGUUCGGAGGAGUUUUCCGGGUUCGAGAUCUGUGUUCAAGGGCGUCACACCUCGGCGAAGAUGCGGGUAA
Molecule: messenger RNA, 1809 nt
Organism: Necator americanus (New World hookworm)
Lineage: Eukaryota; Metazoa; Nematoda; Chromadorea; Rhabditida; Ancylostomatidae
Exons: 5
Coding region: 1-1809 (602 amino acids)
Source: RefSeq, a predicted model, not a curated record